AUGAAGCUGGUUGUAUGUGUUAUCAUCGACAAAGAAGUGGAUGCCUUACUUCUCGUAGAGCAAACUCUUGGUCGCGGCUAUUGGUUUCCGUUUGAUGAAGUCAAGCAAAGUGAAACACGAGCUAUUGCUGCUAAACGAAUAACUAGCAAAUUAUGCCCAUAUGAUUUUGAAGUUGUUAACGUACUUAAGAUUCGUUGUAGUGAUCUAUUACCAUGUUUACCAAGUACACAAACAUAUUAUCUUAUCACUAAGGGACGCUUGGCGCGUGCAAAUGGAUCUAACUUAGUAAAUUCGAUAUGGAUGAGUUUUGAACGAAUGAAAACAGCCAUUAAAAAUCGAGAAUUACUUGGGCUUGAACCUUAUUAUUUAUUAAAAAAUAUUCUUGAACGCCAACAAGUCAAUGGUUGGGAUGAUUUCAUAUCCGGUGGACAAAUAUUUGAAGAAUCCAUCCUACAAUUUAUUGAUUGUAAACAACCUGAUCCAAAUAAUCAACUAAUUGCUUCACCACAAGAACAACUUAUGGGUUCUGCCAAAUUUAAUAUAAAAAUACAAGAACGUAUUUUUAAAGAAUUUUAUUCAUAUACCUUUCCUAGUGAAUAUAUGAGUUUUCAAGCAUUUGUCGAAGGCAUGGAUAAUAAGUUAUCUACAGGAGAAAAAAUAAAGAUACAAGCUUAUUUUCGAGCUUUUGAUGCUCAACAAAAAUCUUAUUUAACUUAUUCAGAUUAUUUACUUGGAUUAGCAGCGAUGGAUCCAAGUACUUCUCAUGGGGGCGCUCCUGCCGAACAACGUUGUCGAUAUAUAUUUCGUUUUUAUAAUCUAAAAAAUACUGGAAGUAUGACUUUGGAGGAAUUUCGAGAACUUCAUACUGAUGUUUACACUCUCCGAGCUGGUAAAACAAAUAAUGAUACUCCACCAAACAGUGAAAUUCUUUCUGCUUUUAAUUCUUUUAACGUGCAAAAUAAUAGUCUAUUACAAUUAACUGAUUUUUUAAAUUCUGUUGGUCAAUUAAAAUAUCGUGGAACAUCUGUUCUAUUUCGUCUCAGUACUAAUGUGCAAGAUUUAUUACGAAUGUGCAGACGAUAUAAAGAUGUGAAAACAGACAACCAACUUGAUCGUGGACAGUCAAAUGUAAAUUAUGAAAUAGCUGAUCAUUGUGUUACACUGAAAAAAUCUGGCACACUUGCUCAAGUCGAAUCAUUACGUUCAAUGAAUCGUAGUGAUCAAUUAAGUACAACAACAGAAAAUGCAUUGAGAAAUUUACCUCGGUCACCGUCCGAAGAAAUAUUUGAUCGAAAAACAGUAGCAACGGAUAUUCAAGAUUUAUUACGUUUCUUUGAAAAACGUGAUCAAACAAAAGAUGCUUUGAUGUGGACACCGAGUGCAUUCAUCAAUUUAGCGAAAAAUGUCGUUAGUUUAUGUAGAGAAGUGAGAGAAAUAAUUCGACGUGAACCACGAUGUGUUAAAUUAACAUCACCUUGUUAUGUACUGGGUGAUAUUCAUGGAAAUUACCAAGAUUUAGUUUGUUUUGAAAAAUCUCUCUGGCGUGCAACACCACUUCUAUCGCCAGCAUCAUUUCUAUUUCUUGGUGAUUAUGUUGAUCGUGGUAUUCAUGGACUUGAAGUUAUUAUUUAUUUAUUAGCAGCAAAAUAUCAAUGUCCAAAGAAAGUGAUACUGCUACGUGGAAAUCAUGAAAUAAGAAAAGUGCAGCAAAUGUUUAGCUUUUUCAAAGAAUGUAUUGGCAAAUUUGGUGAUAUACUUGGUAAAGAAGUAUGGGACUCAAUCAAUUCGGUGUUUGAUGUAUUACCACUUGCUGCAGUCAUUGAUGAUAAAAUUCUUUGUUUACAUGGGGGCAUUCCAAGUCCUACAUCUUGUCCUGGUGAUUUCAUUUCUACUGUGAAUGAUGUCGUUGUACCGUUGAUUGAUCCUGAAAACGAAUCACCUUUAGCCUGGGAAAUAAUGUGGAAUGAUCCCUUCUCAAUUGAUACAAAUACUAUUGGUCAAAUACCUAAUGGUGCUAACGGUGGUUUUUUUAAUAAUACACGAAGAAGUACUGGAAAUUAUUUUACAUGUGAAGCACUGCUAGCUUUCCUCGAUAAGAAUAAUUUUACACAUGUUAUACGUGCUCAUGAAGUACAACAAGUUGGUUUCAAAGUACAAUUGAGUGGCCGUCUCUUAACUGUUUUUUCAUCAUCACAUUACUGUGGUGGAACAAAUGAGGCCGCAACUGUACUUGUUGAUUCAGCAAAAUUACGAUUAAUCAGACUUGAUACAACAUAA
This is a messenger RNA of Rotaria socialis, 2277 nucleotides long. The record is from the annotation of a GenBank genome assembly. NCBI's taxonomy places the organism in Eukaryota, Metazoa, Rotifera, Eurotatoria, Philodinida, Philodinidae.